Messenger RNA from Penicillium oxalicum, 1293 nucleotides. RefSeq names its product putative translation factor pelota. NCBI's taxonomy places the organism in Eukaryota, Fungi, Ascomycota, Eurotiomycetes, Eurotiales, Aspergillaceae. Gene Ontology annotation, cellular component: cytoplasm. The record is from RefSeq and is a predicted model, not a curated record. Gene Ontology annotation, biological process: nonfunctional rRNA decay; nuclear-transcribed mRNA catabolic process, non-stop decay; ribosome disassembly. The coding region runs from base 1 to 1293 and encodes 430 amino acids. The transcript is spliced from 2 exons.
AUGCGCUUGAUCAAAAACAAGAUUGAGCAUGGUGGCUCGGGUGAAGUUACAUUAUGUCCCGAAGAGCCCGAGGAUAUGUGGCACGCAUACAACCUGAUCCGUCCAGGUGAUUUGCUUCGCGCCAGCGCCAUCCGACGAGUGACCACAGUCCAAGAUACGGGCUCGACAUCAUCUGCCCGGGUACAUUUGAAUUUGGUGAUCAAGGUGAAAAACCUCGACUUUGACCCGCAAAGCUCGCAACUGCACGUUUCCGGUCAGAUCGUGAACGAGACCGCGCAUACCAAGAUCGGACAAUUCCACACGCUGGACCUGGAAUUGAAUCGCAACUUCACCCUCGAGAAAGAAGUGGGUGCGGACGGUGAGGGAGUGGGGUGGGAUAGUGUGGCAGUCGAACAGCUCAAAGAUGCGGUCGACGAGGGUGGAAAACGACGCGCGGAGGCGGUCGCUGUUGUGAUGCAGGAAGGGUUGGCACAUAUCUGCUUCAUCGGACAGUUCCAAACGAUAAUGAAGCAAAAAGUGGAAAUGUCAGUGCCUCGUAAGAGGCAGGGAGGUGGUGACCAUGACAAGGUAAGAAUCUACAUCGCCCUCUUUUUGUCCCCGAGGCUGUCGAUUGCUGACUCUGCUGGCCUCGAGGGAAUGAACAAAUUCUACCGCGUCACACUCGAGACGCUUUUACGCCAGAUGGACUUUAACACGAGCAUUACAUCCGGCACAAACACAGACGAUAUUCGACCCGUCUUACUUGCUUCUCCCGGCUUCGUGGCCGCGGGCUUCCAUAAGUAUAUCCAGUCCGAAGCAGCCACCACGACACCGGGAUUGAAGCGGCUGCUCCCCAGCAUUGUCGUUGUGCACUCUGCAUCGGGCUAUCUCAACUCGCUCUCCGAAGUUCUCCAGUCUCCCGCUGUCAAGACGCUUCUCGCAGACACCAAAUAUGCCCGCGAGACCAAACUCAUGGAUGACUUCUUGGAUCAACUGCGCAAGGAGACAAACAAAGCGACGUACGGGCCGCGCGAGGUUGAAUCGGCCGUUGAGCAGGGAGCCGUGGGUCGUGGUGGGGGUGUUCUCAUCAUGUCGAACAAGUUAUUCCGAUCGCAAGACGUUGCUGAGCGAAAGCGAUGGGUCUCGUUAGUCGACCGUGUGCGAGACGUCGAAGGCGGCGAGGUUCGCGUGCUGAGCUCCGACCACGAGAGUGGCAGGCGACUCGAGGGACUCGGAGGUAUCGCCGCACUUCUGACUUUUCCGAUCAUCGAGGAGGACAUGGACUCGGAACCCGAGGAGGCGGGCGCUGAGUGA